Molecule: messenger RNA, 2540 nt
Organism: Cherax quadricarinatus
Lineage: Eukaryota; Metazoa; Arthropoda; Malacostraca; Decapoda; Parastacidae
Product: DNA-directed RNA polymerase II subunit RPB1
Biological process (GO): transcription by RNA polymerase II
Molecular function (GO): DNA binding
Source: RefSeq, a predicted model, not a curated record
UGUUACGUAAUAAAAUAAGAAAAUAUGUGAAAUAUAUGUACAGAAGAUGUACAGUAACCAUCACUCUGGCUACCUGUCUCUCAAGGGGGGAGGGGGUGUCUUGAUGCUGGUAAAGGGCUCUUGAUAUGAGGAAUUGGAGCUUUUCUCCCCCUCCUCGGAUCUAAAUGGCUCAGUGAUCACUGGAACACAGCAUAGAGACCCAGACUGAGAGAUGUUAAGCAUGUAUCCUUAUACUAGAUGGUAUAGCAGUAUCAGUAUUGACGAAAAUUAGAUGAUGGUUGCUGAUCUGAUUCAUCAAACUGUUAGUGGCAGCCGUCCGCACCUGAACGCAUGCAUCACAACCCGGCUGAUCAGGAACUGGUUUGAAGACCAAAGAACCACAAUGGAAAUAAACCACAAUGACUUUCUUCAGUUAGUCUGGCUUACAAACACUCACUUAAUAAUCCGAAUAAAAACUUCUGGCCCAGGCGGUGUUAUAUAUAAUAAUGGAAGAGCUAAAUCCGUAGGGGCCAGGAGCUAUGAAUAGGUAGUACAACGCUUAGGAAAUGAGGUAAUAAGGUUCCAGCUGUUUUAGUAUGUCAGUUACUCCAGUGUUAAUCCCCUCAAGGAAGGUUCCUUGAUGUUGGUGAGGGGCUCUUGAUUUAGGGAAUUGGAUCUGUGCUCCAGUUCCCCGAAUUAAGCCUGUAUGCCUUCCACAUCCCCCCCCCCCAGGCGCUGUAUAAUCCUCCGGGUUUAGCGCUUCCCUCUUGAUUAUAAUAAUAAUCCAGUGUUAAUUGUAUCCUGUACUUUUAGUAUUUUCAGCUAACAUUUCGCAAUGUAUUAUGUGCUGGAAUUAAACAUAAAUUAUUAUCAUGUUUAAAGUGUUCUGCUUAGGAGUUCCAAAAAUAUUUUAAAGAGUUAAUGUAAGCUAUACAAAGAGACUCUUGUUAUUGGAACAUAAUAAAGACCUUGCUGAGUGUCUUGUGGAACUCGCAACUUGACGAGUGGGCUGUGACAGACUUGCAUUUGCCUGUGCUGCUUGUGCUCGGUUCUUUCCAGGUCUGCAAGACUACACAUUCACAUGCACUUUCCUUGGAACAUUGGCUCUAUGCACAAAUAAGACUCAGGUGAACGGACCUUGUGGGUAGCAGCAGAGAGCAAGAGCACAGAAAUUGGGUCAUAGCCUUGGUAUUCUCCUCCUUGGUGCCCACAACCUUGCAGUCGCAAGUCAACAGGCUACAUGAGUCCAUACUCGCCAAGCCUAGCUAAUGCUACCUCCAACUCGCUUUCCCAUUCAUCAUCAACUUACCAUCCUACAUCCCUUACCAGGACACCACCCCCUCUGCCACCAGGGUAUUCUCCUACUGCUAAUCACAGUCUGUACCCUUCACAAGCACAAGAAACUUCAACACACUCGCCUGACUUGCAAGCAUCACAGACUCUUUCAGCCACUUCUCCUCCAGAUUACCAUCCUACUUGGAUCCCAAGGGCUCCAACCCCACCCAGAUAUUCUCCUACCUCUCCCACUUAUAGUACUUUUGCACCAGUAGAAUACACUCCAUGUCCCCCAUCUCACACUCAUUCUUCCCCAUCUGAAUCCACUCCCCCUCCCAUAUAUCGUCCUUCUUGGAUUCCAAGACGGAAUCAGACGAGAUUGGAAUAUUGCCCUCAGUCACCCAUUAAUAACACACUUCUCUCAAGAGAAGAAUAUGUGCCAAUUCAGCCAUCACCUGAAGCAUUGGCUUAUAGUCCUACGUCUCCUCCACCUUAUCAUCCUACAAAUAUUGCUAGUGUGUCUCCAGCAUUAGAUUCAGAUUCAGAUUCAGAUAUAGAAAUCUAUUCACCAAAAAAUGCAUCCCCACAAUUUGUACUAUCUUCCUCCAGUAGUCUCUGCUCAUCAGACUCUGAAGAAUCAUCCUUGACUUAUACACCUCACCAGCCACAUUAUAGACCCACUUCACCUUUCAUACAAAUGUCACCAACUUAUUCUCUAAAUUCAUCUUCCAUACAAACUUAUCAUUCUUAUGUUCCAUCUGAAUUAUAUUCCCCAGCAGGUAUUGCUGAUUCUCCUGUCACCAACCCCAACUUGACACCCUCUUACUCUCCAGGAAGCUCAAUAGAUGCUACCACAUCUUUACCUUAUUUUCCUACAUGUGUGUCAUAUACACCCAUUACUACAAGUAGCAAUUCAAAUUAUGUUUCAUCUGAUUUUUCUUUACCUAUUUCAAUGUCACCAUCCCAGUACUCUGUAUCAUCAGCAUCUUAUUCCCCAUCAUCUCCUGGUUAUUCUUAGCUAAUCUGCAGAGUAGCUUAUUCCUUUAAUCUUCCAAAAUACUUUUUUUUUUUUUUAAUUUUACAUAACUGUGCUUAGCAGGUACAGUGUUUUCCAGCUUCAGGUCCUCCAGAAUUAAUCUGUUAAAUAUUCUUAUGGCUCCAGAUUGUACUUUCAUUACUUAUGUUAUUGUUCAGAAUAGAAGGAAAGUGCAGUGAUUCUUUAAUUAACUGUGUUUUAAUAACACUGAUUUUUUUAUUUCUGUUAUAAAUAUUCACAAAGGGAGCUA